AUGAUGGUCCCAAGAGCCUUUCUUUUCACCUCGGCCCCGCCCCAAAAGGCGAUGCAGCCCUUUAGCAGCCAUGAUCACUCGGCUCGGCCGCCUCUCAAUCAAUCGGGAAUCCUUCCUGCCAAACAGACCGAGAACGCCGGAUCGUCCAACACACACCCCGUGGUAAUCCCACCUAAACGGGGCUCCCGCACCCCGUUGCAUCGGGAAUCACGGCCGCGUACCCUGUCCAAAACUUCGGCCUCAUCUCGUCGAUCUUCCUCCUCUUCUUCUUCCAAUGAGCGUCAUUUACCAACCUCAGUCGCCUCCAUGUUGAAUGCAACGGCAAUACCCGUGCCACGACGGUCGUGGUCCACUCGGCGGCCUCGGAAACUUCCCCGUGGGAACCAUGUGGAGGAAUUUAGUCGGAUGAUGCAGGAAGGCCUGAAGUCCAAAGAUGAUUAUCUGCUAGGUGGUUCAGGCAAUACACCUCUGGAUAUCUUGCUAAGCCCUCCGGACGAGGACCAUGAUCGAUAUUCCACUGGAAAUGAAUCCGAACUGGAGCCCUCUUUCUCAGCACGGUCACUCUCCAGCGACUCGAUGCCUUCGCUCGAGCCCGAUGUUGGGUCGCCGUGCAGCUCAUCUCUUCCUCCCACACCGGCCAGCCAUAAAAGCUCGGAAAGGCGACACCUUCGGUACUCGACUUCCGAGGAUUGCGCCUUGAACCACCCCCUGCUUGAAACAGAGAUGGAUGAUUUGGAGAUUGUGGAGUUUGAGAACCCCGAUGAACCCAUUCGGCAAGCCGGCGACGAGCCUUCAAAACGGUCUGCUUCCUUUGGGACAUUCCCACGCCUACGAUCAUCUUUUAAAUCAAACCUCACUGCAUCCUUACGAGCCAUCAAAUCCGCUGCGCAAUCCGUGUCAACCUUCACAACGCCUUCGGUUCAACCUGAGGAUUUUCUCACGCGGUCUCUGUUCACCAUCACACCCGAAAUGACCGAUGAUCGUCGUCCCCCACCGAUGAAAGAACCGCCUUCCCCUGCACUCCGACGAUAUCUGAACCCGACCCCCAUCUCUCCAGCAGAGAUGUGUGUCUAUCAUGAUCACCCUCGCGACAAACAGGACCCGGCAGGUUCUUGUCCUGUCUCGAUUCAAAUGCAGACCUAUCGCCGGUCCCGUGAUCGUGGCCACCGGCGCAACCAUUUCCAUGUCGUCCCUUCCAAGAACCGGGAUCAAUACUACACCUUCGAUCCUGAGGUACCUCCCAUGUCGCGUCAGCGAGAACCCCGCGAAAACAGCGAUUUCCUUCGUAUGGUUGUGCUAGAAAUGAACAUGCGCCGUAGCGGCAAGCUACGCGAAGAUAUUCCGACUCGGGCACGCAUUAUGCUCCCUCCGCGGAAGAGCAACCCGUAUCGAUUGUCAGGUGACUACGAAGACCACGACAACGACACUGUUCCAUCGCGAUGGGUGGGUGUCUCCGCCUAA
Messenger RNA from Penicillium macrosclerotiorum, 1461 nucleotides. RefSeq lists its product as uncharacterized. The transcript has a single exon. The record is from RefSeq and is a predicted model, not a curated record. NCBI's taxonomy places the organism in Eukaryota, Fungi, Ascomycota, Eurotiomycetes, Eurotiales, Aspergillaceae. The coding region runs from base 1 to 1461 and encodes 486 amino acids.